Molecule: messenger RNA, 1739 nt
Organism: Maniola jurtina (meadow brown)
Lineage: Eukaryota; Metazoa; Arthropoda; Insecta; Lepidoptera; Nymphalidae
Product: collagen alpha-2(I) chain-like
Exons: 8
Coding region: 192-1664 (490 amino acids)
Source: RefSeq, a predicted model, not a curated record
ACAAUACUGUUUGUAACACUAGUUGCAGGCCGAAGGCUUUCAAGUGGGCGCGGCUGCUGAAACCGCCCGCGCCGCAACACUCACUCAGUACUCAGUUACAUCACUGAUCCGCGCGCGUGCGCACUCGCCGCUUGAACCUGGCUCAGGUUAUACUUAUCCACUUGUUAUGAGUUCAAUAGUGUCUUGAUAAAAUGGUUUUUGGCACAUCUCAAUGCGCGUUGCUGCUGCUGGUGCUGCAGUGCAGCAGCGGGGAGCGGUGGCGCUGGCCGGACGACGCGGAAGGCGCGGCGAGCGUGAGGAUCGACGCCAAGGUGGCCUUCGUGGACGGAGACCAGGGCGGCAGCAGAAGAAACAACCGACAGAACAUCCAAUCAGACGACAUCUUCCAGCAGCCGACAGACACGGAGGGCUUCUACAACCGCCCCCCCGGCGCGGGCCGCUACCCCCCGGGCAGGAGCGACGACAGAGACAUCCGGAUCAACGGCCGACCCGCGUACGACGAUGGCGGAUACAAAAACGAGAAAUAUCAGGACGGUACGUUAGACGCGCUUCAGUACUGCAAGUGUGUCUCUACUCCCGAUUGUGAACUACGAACCGACUAUAAGAAUGCGUGUGGAGCAAAUCAGUAUCUCUGUUGCUACAAAGGCAAACAAAAUGGACAGUCAGAAUACUUCAACGAAGUGGAUGGCGAGCGUCCCAUGCUAUUUCCGGGACAAUCCAACAAAGCAGGCCCGUUUCCCCCUCCGAACUAUGAAAACAAUGUUGAUUUCGAGUCAGGUCACGGAUAUGAUUCCCAAGGUCAAUCUGGUAUACUCGUUGGACCCGGAGGUCCGACCGGAAUAAUCGGACCCCAGAAAAAACCAGUACUAGUUGGACCCGAUGGUCCUACUGGAGUAAUAGGACCUGAUAGACCUGGAGUGGUAUUCCCUGAAAGACCUGUUCUUGUAGGUCCUGGAGGUCCCACUGGAGUUAUUGGGCCUAAUAAUGAUAGACCUGUUCUUGUGGGCCCCGGUGGUCCAACUGGCAUAAGAGGUCCUAAUAAUGAUAGACCUAUUUUAGUAGGUCCUGGAGGUCCCACUGGAGUCUUUGGCCCCGCUAAUAAUGAUAGACCUGUUCUUGUAGGUCCAGGCGGUCCUACGGGCAUUAUCGGGCCAGCAAACUACGACCGUGAUGAUAAUCUACUUGUCAGACCACUCGGAUCUCAUAACGAUGUACGACAAAGUGAAUCAGCGCAACGAGGAGUUCUGGUUGGUCCUGGUGGUCCAACGGGAAUAAUCGGUCCGGCUUUUAACCUACCUUAUUUGUUUAGCUCUGCUUUUGGCGGAUCUGGAUUUAACCGACCCGUACUAGCCGGUCCGGGUGGACCUACAGGUGUAAUCGGGCCGAGGCUUGUCGGUCCAGGAGGUCCUACGGGUAGAAUAGGUCCGGACUUCAACCGUCAAUCGCGGGGUGGUGGAGUUUUAGUAGGUCCGGGGGGACCGACCGGUAUCAUCGGGCCGGGCAGACCGAUCCUCGUGGGUCCCGGAGGCCCGACCGGGAGAAUCGGCCCAAGAAGCUUCGGCUGCAUGCGUCGCAAACACAAUCAAACCAAAACGUCGAAUGGAAAGCUAUCUACUACGAAGAAUAGAACUCAAUGUGUUUGUUCUUCUUCUUCUCAAAUGUAAUUAGGUUCAAGUUAGUCUAAGUUUACCUUACCAUUGUAAUAUUGUAUUAUUAUGUUAAUUAAAAUCUGAAAAUGG